AUGAGGAGGGACAAUCAUCGCUGCAAGCCCGUCGUCGCCGCCCUCGUCGACGAGUACGAGAACCUCCGGAUACCCGUCGCCGCCACCCUCCAGGAGGAGCUUGCCCGCGCCGCUGCCUCCCUUCCUCCACUCGCCCCCCACGAAGCAACCUUUGUUGCCCCCGCCCCGGCCGCCGCCGACGACGACAGCAAGGAGGACCCCUAUCGGGCGGUCGAGGACAUGUUGACCUUGCUCUACUUCGGCUGCCUGUUCGACGUCGAGCCGCAGAGCGGGUUGCGGCGACGGCGCUGGUCCAAACCGAAGAUGCCCUCGUUCGAGCCAGUUAUCAGCACAAGGAGGAUGAACAACCUAGAAGUUCAAACAAAGGAACUUCACCCUGGAUAAUGAAGUUAUCCUUGUUGAUGAACCUCCGAAAAUGGAUGAACCUGACACAGCAAGCUCUCCUGCAGAUCCUAACCAACAGGAGCUGCAAAAACCACAAGUAGACUCGGACGAACUCAACUAGAGGGACAUGGACAAGAAGAAGAACAAUAUCCUUCGUGAACAAUAUAUUACAAUAGAAGAGGAGGUGGCUGGGGUGGUUCUUCCUCCUGCACUAACAAUGGAGGUCAUGUCGAGAUGGAAUCAAGUGCCAAGGCUCCAAAUCCUAUCCUUUUAUCAAGUCAUUUAAAGCAGUUGUUGUUGCAUCAUUAAAUGUUGCUGACUUCCAACUAUCCAAUCGCUGUUGUGUCUGGGGAUGGUGAUCAUAUCUAUUAGAGAUGCAUCUGUUUGAA
Molecule: messenger RNA, 773 nt
Organism: Musa acuminata AAA Group (dessert banana)
Lineage: Eukaryota; Viridiplantae; Streptophyta; Magnoliopsida; Zingiberales; Musaceae
Exons: 4
Coding region: 1-384 (127 amino acids)
Source: RefSeq, a predicted model, not a curated record